Cimex lectularius (bed bug) is the source of this 1122-nucleotide messenger RNA. RefSeq names its product mesencephalic astrocyte-derived neurotrophic factor homolog (gene Manf). Bases 254 to 802 code for a protein of 182 amino acids. The record is from RefSeq and is a predicted model, not a curated record. Gene Ontology annotation, molecular function: calcium ion binding. The transcript has 4 exons. Gene Ontology annotation, cellular component: endoplasmic reticulum. NCBI's taxonomy places the organism in Eukaryota, Metazoa, Arthropoda, Insecta, Hemiptera, Cimicidae. Gene Ontology annotation, biological process: neuron projection development; dopaminergic neuron differentiation.
AGGUUAACAAAUGUACGUGUCUUCUUCAGUGUAUCGUAGACUCUGUGGAGUUUAACGCUCAGUUCUUUGCUCUUCGCCCUUUCGCCAGUAUUCCGUACGGGUCCUUUUUUCAAAAAGAGGCCCGAUUAUCGUUGAAGACGCUCGUAAACGGAACUUUUUCCCUUUUUGUUUCAUUAUAUUAAUUAUUAUUAGGGUGUUUUAUUUUUCGCUUUCCUCCUCAUUCUCCUCACAUCGGUUCCGGCGUUUCGUGAAAAUGAAAAGAUACGAUAUUAAAUUCACCCUGUUCCUGACGGUCGCAACUGUCCUCCUACAAAGCGUGUACACGCUGAAAAAAGAAGACUGCGAAGUUUGUUUCACCGUUCUAGAAAAGUUCAAUGAACGACUGACGGACGAGAUUAGGUCCGAUCAGACGAAAAUAGAAGACGAAUUUAAGAAAUUUUGCAAAACGACUUCAAACAGCAAUAACAGUGCUAAAUUAAAAGAAAACAAAUUCUGUUACUACUUAGGAGGCUUAGAAGAAUCAGCAACAAGUAUCCUGAGGGAUCUGUCCAAACCACUCUCCUACAACCUUCCAGUCAACAAACUUUGCGAGAGGCUUGCCGCCAAAGUCGGAGGGAUCUGUGCACUCAGAUAUGACAAGACAAUUGACUGGAAUACAGUCAAUUUGAAGAAACUGAAAGUCAGGGACCUGAAGAAAAUCCUCAACGACUGGGAUGAAGACUGCGAAGGUUGCAUUGAAAAGACUGACUUCAUCAAGAGGAUAGAAUCGCUCAAGUCGAAAUACCUAAAGACAGAAUUGUGAGACAACUAUAACGGACUUAUAAUUAAUUCAAUUGUACAGAAAGAGAACAAAAUGGAUAAAAACCAGACCUAUUCAAUGACAAUUGUUUUGGGGAGGGGGGAAUUUUGUUCUGUUGGUUUAUUCACUUUUGUGUUUGUUAUUUGUGUUUUUGUGUUGUUUGUUACUGGCGAUGCGGUGCUGGUUGCUGCGAAAAAGGCGGGUUUCGAAAAACACACUGUGAAUGAAUCGAUCAUAGGGCUCAAUCGUACUAAGCGUGCACUCAUGGUUCAGUUUAAGAACUUAAUUCAUUUAAAUACGGUGCAUUUUGUAAAAUGCAAUUA